UACAAAUUAAGGCACGCACCAUAGUUUUGUUCAAAGAAAGAAAGACCUGUCGACGCCUCGACAAAGUUGAGUCCGCAUCACAUCAGCCACUAGGAAGAGGUAGAAUCGAAAGAGUGCUGGAAUGGGAGGCAUUUUCAUCUUUAAUCCAUCAUUUUUCCUCCCAAUCACGCAAUCGCUCAAUGGAUCCCGUCACCCUCUUCCUGCGCAGAUAUCUUCUUGACAGUGGCUCACAGUGGGUCGCCACCCUUGGAAAGAGCCGAUCCUACCCGCCCAGAACACCCUCAGCCUUGAGGGAUCAUGUUUUUCUUACUCAAUAAGCGCAACCUCGAAUGGUAUUUUCUCCCUUCCACGCGAGACGAAUUUCUACCAAGAAUGGCGCGAUCUCAAUUCGUGACCACCGAAACUUCCUCCCGCGCCUGUAGGACAGCUAAUCGCAGACCGCUGGGGUGAUCGUCGGCCCACUCAGACGACACAUAGCACCGCCCACACGUCUGGAAAGUUUAUGGAGACAACCACGCCUCCUCUCUACCUCGAGGCUAGCAUCAAAAUUUUCUUGUCAAUGCGACGUCAAAAGAUGGCGAGACCCGUGGGGUUCAACCCAUCCAGAUCUUACGAUGGCUUCGACUCAGAGGCGACGUCCGAUGGAAUUGAUAAAUAUUCCCAGCCAGCCGACAGGAGUUGAGCACACGCUUGAUUCUCACAGACUCUACAAGCAGUACCACUGGUAACAUUGCAAUUACAGAUCUCAGCCAUGUUGAGCAGGCUUCAUUCUUACCUCACCAAGCGCACACUCGCGGCUCCAAGUUCUCAAAGUGCGAAAAUCGAGACGUCCGUAGAUAUUGAAUCGGCCAGCAAAAAUGAAUCGUCUGACCUUGUUCAUGUUCUUACGGAGACGAAGCGUCAGAUUGGUGUCGUCAGUGCCUUUUUCCUCAUCUUCAACCGCAUGGUUGGAACCGGGAUCUUCGCAACCCCGAGCACGAUAUUCUCUCUGUCCGGCAGCGUUGGUCUUAGCCUCUUCAUUUGGGUUGCUGGCAUGAUCAUCGCCAUGUGCGGCAUGGCAGUAUAUCUGGAAUUUGGCACCGCUAUCCCCAAAAAUGGCGGCGAGAAGAACUACUUGGAGUUUGUCUACAGACAUCCCAAAUACCUGGCCACAGGAUUCUACACCGGAUAUGUUGUCCUUCUAGGCUGGGCAGGAUCUAACUCGGUCAUUUUUGGAGAGUACAUUCUCCACGCUGCCGAGGUCGAGGUCACCAGGUGGAAUCAGCGAGGUGUUGGGCUGGCCUGCAUCACAGCCGCAUUUCUCAUACACGGAUGUGCACUCAAAUGGGGGUUGAGGUUGCAGAACCUUCUCGGCAUCAUCAAGCUGAUUAUUGUGCUACUCAUUGUCGUGUCUGGCUGGGCUGCUCUCGGUGGCGCUCUCAAGGUGCCGAAGCCGCACAACUUUGACAAUGCAUUUGAAGGGACCACUGGCAGCGCAUAUGGCGUUGUCACGGCCUUAUACAAUGUGAUUUGGAGCUACAUCGGAUAUAGCAAUGCGAAUUACGCGUUGAGCGAGACUAAGAACCCAAUACGCACCCUCAAGAUUGCGGCGCCGGCGGCAAUUAUAUUCGUGUCGAUCAUUUACAUGCUCGUCAAUAUUGCUUACUUUGCUGCCGUUCCCAAAGAAGAGAUUAUAUCUUCUGGCCGUAUUCUCGCGGCAUCCUUCUUUCGAAAUGUCUUUGGAAAGCGAGCAGAGCGGGCGCUUUCAGUGUUUGUUGCCCUGUCCGCCUUUGGGAAUGUUCUCAGCGUCAUCUUUUCUCAAGGUCGUCUUGUCCAAGAGCUUGGGCGUGAGGGAAUCCUUCCCUUCUCCCGUGUGUGGGCAAGUAACAAGCCCUUCAAUGCGCCUCUUGCUGGAUUAUUCGAGCACUGGUGUGUCUCAGUGAUAAUCAUGCUUGCACCUCCUCCUGGAGAUGCAUACAAUUUCAUCUUGAAUGUCAUCUCGUACCCAUUGUCUAUCGUCAAUGCCUUUGUCGCAGCUGGACUUCUAUAUCUCUAUGUCAAACCCCAGCGUUGGGAAUGGUCACCGCCUAUCCGCGCAACAUGGCCGGUGACGCUACUUUUCUUCCUCAGCAACCUGUACCUCAUCGCAGCUCCGUUUGUUCCGCCCAGCAAAGGCCAAAACGUGUACAAGGAUCUCCCGUACUACCUGCAUUGUGUAGUAGGCAUGGGCAUCAUUGCCGCGGGAGGGGUGUAUUGGCUCAUCUGGGCUGUCCUGUUGCCGCGACUUGGCAAGUACGAGCUUGUGAGAGAAGUCGAAGUCAGUCCGCUGGACGGAUGGGAGAGGAACGUGUUUUCAAGACGCAAGCUCGCUGGAGACGCAAAGUCUAGACGCAGUGCGAGCUUGGCCACAUCUUGAAUGGGAAUGAACAAAUAUACCAGGCUGUUACUAACCCUAACCCUACUACUUCUUAUGUAUCUUCUUAUGUGUAUCUAUGACUAGUAUUAGUACUAUGUACUACUCAGUAUUAGCUAAUAUUGGUGUUAACAAUUCUAUCAAGCUUCGGCUAUUU
Molecule: messenger RNA, 2549 nt
Organism: Cladophialophora immunda
Lineage: Eukaryota; Fungi; Ascomycota; Eurotiomycetes; Chaetothyriales; Herpotrichiellaceae
Exons: 7
Coding region: 752-2395 (547 amino acids)
Biological process (GO): amino acid transmembrane transport
Cellular component (GO): membrane
Molecular function (GO): L-amino acid transmembrane transporter activity
Source: RefSeq, a predicted model, not a curated record